Eriocheir sinensis (Chinese mitten crab) is the source of this 9085-nucleotide messenger RNA. RefSeq lists its product as uncharacterized. The transcript is spliced from 15 exons. The coding region runs from base 284 to 8179 and encodes 2631 amino acids. Gene Ontology annotation, cellular component: cytosol. The record is from RefSeq and is a predicted model, not a curated record. Gene Ontology annotation, biological process: tRNA methylation. NCBI's taxonomy places the organism in Eukaryota, Metazoa, Arthropoda, Malacostraca, Decapoda, Varunidae.
AUUUUCGUGGGGGCAAUAUUGGAGGCGCGUAGUGAGUCUCCAUAUUUACCAUUUUAUUGCCCAUUAGCUGUCUCCCCUGCUGUAAAAAAUAAAUAAAUACAUAAAUAAAUAUAUCAGCUGAGUGUGACAAUCCGCACGGCUGUCAUCCACGUGUGUUUGUUUACAUUGGAGGGACAACCACAACAACCUUCAAGACAGCCAAAACACCCUAAAAACCUGUUAUAUAUACUAAUUUAUCCACUUAUUCUUCUAUUUAUUAUUCACUGAGUUUAUUUAUGAAGUGAUGGAGGGAAGGGAAGGUGUUUUAGAGGAGCUGUUCACGGUGAAGGAGGAGGAGGAGCAGAGGACCAAGGCACGGCGCUGCAAGGUGGUGUGUGCGCUGAGAGAACAGGAGAGAGAGGCGUUACUAGCACAAGUCACCACCAGGCUGCAUUGUCUAUUAAAUCAAGACCCCCGCCAGGCCUUGCUAGUUGCCCUUUGCUGUGACGGAUGCCCGGCCUUGAAAGGGGUCCUGCUGGGGGAGUCCUGCUGGAGGGAACUGCUGCGGGUCUGCUGUCAACUCUUGGGAACACUGAGGAAGGAGGAGGAGGAAGAGGAAGAGGAGGAGGAGGAGGAGUCUUGGCCACCUUCAUCCUUCCUUUUGGCUGUGAGGGUCCUCUAUGCCUUACUAAAAGACCACCACCACUCACCAUCACCACCACCACCAGAACAGAACAAGGCACUAAUGUCAGCCCAUGUGGCCCUCACCAAGGCACUACUAACAGCACAGGCAUCAGGGAGUCAUGCGCUGGUUACCUCCUCAGUGCUGUGGCUUGUAUUGCAGCAUCUUGAGCCACAAAGAGCCACAGGGACCUUCCUCAACACUCUCUGGGUUGUGAAUUAUCUUAGGAGGGAAAGGAGGGGAAAGGUAUUGGAAGGAAAUGAUGAAGAACAGGGAGAAGAAUGUAUGGAAGGUGAUACAAGAAGGAAGAAAGGAAAAGAUGAAGAACUGGAGAAAGAAAGAGAAUGUAUGGAAGGCAAUACAAAAAGAAAGGAAGGAAAAGAUGAUGAAGAACAGGAAGAAGAAGAAGAACAUAUGGAAGAUGAUACAAAACUGAGCACUAGAGCAACUACCCACAUACAUUUAAAGGACACUAAACUUGCUGGGAAAGGAAUGAAAGCAAAUACACAGGAAGAAAAGAUUAAAGAAGAAGGAGAAGAAGAAAGCACUAUAGCAAGCCAUGAGAAAGAGAGUGUGAAGGGAAAGGCAGAAAAGAAAGGGAAAACAAAAACACUAAAAAUAAAAGCAAAAGAACAGGAAGAAGAGAAAGAGGAAGAGGAAGAAUUAACCACAAUAAAAAUUCAUAAAGAAGAAGGAGAAACAGUAAAGAAAAACACAGAAAGAAUUAAAAGCAUUCAUCUCAGGGAAGUCAAAUCAGCUCUGGAAAAAGCGAGAAAAGGAGACGAGGGAAUGAAACUAUCGAAGAGGAAUUUUGAAGACGAGUUGGAGGAAAGCUGUCACUCCUCCUCCACCCUUCUCCUCCAAGGUAUGCUGAAUGCUGGAGGAAAGUGGGUGGUGAAGGAGGAAAAAGAAGAGAACGAGGAGGAGGAGAACCAGGAAUAUGGAGGCAAGGCAUUUCUCUUCUCUCUUCAUCCACUUCUACUUAAGCUGUGUAGUGGAGAAGCCGCCCAACACACUUAUCAAGCCUUCCAAACUCUACACCUCUGGCUCCGUACUGUAAGAAACCUCGGCGCUCUGGAACGACAAACAAAAACCAGCAGCCAUUCAGUGCCAAAGGAAAGUGGGAAAGGGAGCGAGAGAGUGCCACAGGGCCACACGCUUCCCUCAGGGCCACCACAUCCGUCACAGGAGCCACUGUUCAGCAUGGCCCCAGGAUCACCAGGACCCGUGUGUGAACUCAUGAAUGCAUCGUGGGAGAGUCCUGCAAAAGGUGUUGGAGAGAUGGUGGGCAAGUGUAUGGAGGAACUUCUCUCCCUCCACGAAGACGGAGAGAAAGGGAAACGAAAGAAGCUGGCCAAGGAAAUGCUGGACGCUCUUCUCUCCUCCUCCUCCUCCUCCUCCUCCUCCUCUUUCUCCCCCUCCUUCUCCUCUUCCAUAUGGAGCAGCAAAAGUUCCUACCCUCCUCUGGCUCUUGCUGUGACCCAUCUUGGCUGUGAAGAGGCCCUGCAGCAUCACCCAUCCCUGCCAUCUGACCUCACCUACAGUCUGGGGGUGAACCACUUGGCCCCCCCCGGCACUGCUGUCUACAAGGUGUUUCUGGCACAGUUACGGGAGGCAUCCUGGAGGACUCACUUUCUGGCACCCAUCUGCAAGGCACUGUGCUCCCAUGAUAGACUAACUCAACAGCACAUCUUGACUCUCUGGCUGCCCCCAACUUUAAGGCGCUUCCCUGAGGUCCACUGGGCUCUGCUGGCACCCUGCGGCACUGAUACCCCCUCCUGGCUGGCCCGCAUGGCACUUCUCAGGGUGGCACGCUCUGUAGGGUCACUGCAUCUGGAGGGGAAGAAAAGGGACGUCAGUGGCACUAAUUGGCAUAGUGGGAUGUUGAGUGCCAGAGAUAUGGAGAGAGAGAAGAGUGCCAGUUUGAAGGUAAUGGAUGAGGGGUUGUUGAGUGCCAGGGAUGAAGGUGAGAGUGCCAAGGAAGAGAGGCCAGGGAAGGAGAGGAAAGAAGAAGAGGAAGAAGCAAGAAAGGAAGAGAAAGAAGGAAGAAUAGUGGAAGAUGAAAGACAAGAAGGGGAGAAAAAUAGAAAAAGAAGCCAGGAAAUGGAAAAUAAAGAUGAAAAAGAAGAAAAUAUAGACAAAAAAGACAUAAAAGAGGAGGAAGAAGGAAAUAUAAACAAGAAUGAACCAAAAGAAGAUGAGAAAGAAGAGAACAAAGGAAAAGAAAAGGAAGAAGAAGAAGAAAAUGAAGAAGAAGAGGAAGACCACAACCCACAAAUCCACCACUACAUCACAAUGGCACUUCGACACAGGGACGAAAACGUGCGGCUCGAGGCCCUUCACCUCCUAUGCCAGACCCAGAAGACAUCCCAGCCAGUUACGCCCUUCGAAGCACAGUGCCUCAAGACCUUCCUCACCCAUAACCUGAACAUCGACUCGGCACCAUUCCGUCAAGGCCUCCUAAAAUGCGUUGCGGCACUCAUGGUUAGGCUGAGGGGUGCCACUGCCUCUGUGUGUAAAUCUGGGGGUGCCAAUGUUACUAAGAGGUCAAGGGGUGCCUCUAAGUCUAAGGGUCAGGUUGGCAAAGGGACUAAGGGUAUGGGGAAAGGAUAUUUGGGGUCAGUUGGCACUCUCGGAUCAGGUGCAGUGCCAAGGGAAGAGAAGAAAGGGAUUAAUUGUGAUGAAAGUUCUCGAAAAAAGGAAGUAGAAGGGAAGAAAAUGGAAGUAGAAGAGGAGGAGAAGGGGAAGAUAGAGGAAAAGGAAGAAGAGGAGGAGGAGGAGGAAGAGGGCGUGCUAUCAACCAGCGCCAACAUCAUCCUGGGGCUUGCAAGGGAGGUACACCGCGGAAUGGCGCCAGACUCUAACUACCAACGCCGCAUCCUUGCCUUACAGCUCUAUAAGGAGAUAUUAGUGGCUCUCUUACCCUUAGUGGCUCACCCUAGUCUUGGGAAGAGGAGCAACACGAGCCCUGAGCCACUCGUAACAUACCUAAACACUCUCACUGAGAAGAAGAAAGGCGUUUGGAGGAAUAGCACUUGUCAGUCGUGUGGUGAAUCAGCUCUGGAGGACGAGGGUGUAAGGUGUGAGAAGGAUGUGUUUGGUCAGUUGCAUGUCACAUCACCUCAGGAAAAGGAUGUGGCUUGUCAGUUGCAUGUCACACUAUCUCAUAAGGACAAGAGUUUUGGGGUUGAUAAGAAUAUGUCUGGUCAAUCGCAUGUCACACCAUCUUGUAAUGCAUAUAAAGGCCUUGAAAACAGCAUUGAAACCCCGUUAGAUUGCAAUGAAGACUGUGAGAAAGGAGAAACAGCAUCACAACCCCUUAUGAAGAGUGUUGUCAGUACCCAAGGAGACAGAGAGCCAUCAAACCAAUCUGCUAUGGGGGCAUUGAACCAGGCUUUUGUUGACACCCAUGAGGAGAAAGACCCAUCAAACCAGCUUCUUCUGCACACAUAUGGGAACAAAGGGCCACAAAUCCAGCCUUCCCAGCCCUUUCUAGAUACCCAUGUAAACAAAGAGUCAUUUAACCAGCCUUCUACAGACACCCAUGGAAAUAAAGGGUCACAAAAUCAGCCUUUUCUGGACACCCAUCGAAAUAAAGGGCCUCAAAAUAAGCCUUUCCAGACUUUUCUAAAUAUCCAUGGAAGCAAAGGGUCUCAAAUCCACCCUUCCCAGCCCUUUCUAGAUACCCAUGGAGACAAAGGGCCAUUAAACCAGCCUUUCCUGGACCUCAAAUACCCUUGGACACUCACGACCCUUCUCCAGUUAGCCCAAGAUGAGAUGAGCGACAUUCGAACAGAAGCGUGUGAGAUCAUCUGCCUGUUUGCCUCUCAGGGGAUGCAUUUGAGUGCCUCUGAGGGGAAGGAGUGGAUGAGAUGUGCGCUGAGGCUUUGCGACUCCCCCAAGGCCAGCGAUGCGGAGAGUGGUGGUACCCUGGCCCUCACGGUGGCACUCCUCCUGCCGAGAGAGUGCCAAGGGGAUGUGCUGGAGGCUGUGUUUGGGGUGGAAAUGAAGGGUAGUGGUGGUGGUUGUGGCACUCAUUCACCCUCCCUUGUUGAGUGCCUCCUAGCCAGAGUGGAGCGCCAGUUUGGUGCCGCCCAGAACAACCUUCUCAGUGCCGCCCGACACACACCCAUCCAUGGCACUCUGCAGGCUCUUGGGCGCUGCAUCAGCCAGGCCGAGGAAGGGACAGGGAAGGAGAAUGGAAGCGCGUCCACCCAUCCCUCUGAUCUGCCUUACCGCCUGGCCUCUCUUCUACAGCAGCUGGUGGAGUUUGUUCUGGACACUCUGGCCUCGACGUCACUCCUUGGGGCAGCUGUGCCUCCAUCCUUUGCCGAGAUGGGAGAGGCUGUCGGAAGAGUGGUGGAGAAGGGGAAGGAAGAGGAGGAAGAGGUGGAGAAAGAUCCCUCGCUUUCAUCUGUUUCAUCUUUACUGGAGGAGGAAGAGGAAGAGGAGGAGGAGGAGGAGAAGGAGGGGGGAUUGCUGUCCAGUGAUCAUGUUCUUGUUCUCUCCUGCUGCUGGCAAAUACUGAAGAGUUGCUGUGAGGUCACUUGCCAAGCCGUCCACCUCUUCAGCCACGACCCCAAGGCUAUCGACGACCUCAUUCGGGCUGUGGUGGUCAGGGUCCUGCUCGGUACUCGGCACAAGGGGGCCAUGGAGGCAGCGAGGGCCACCUAUGCCUCCCUGUGGGCCAAGCUGCUGCUAAAGAGUGCCGCAUGGAGAGGGUCAUGUGGCACUGUUGACCCUCGCUUGGUGAAUAUUUUGCAUAGACAGGUUGGUGAGGUUGUGUCAUCGCUGGGAUCACCAAGCCACACCUCCGUGACCCGACGUGCGGCAGGCGUGGCCAUGAUGGUGCAGGCUGCGUGUGGGGCCGCACCACGCACCACCACCUCCCUGCUCACCACCACGCUGGCCACACUCAUCACCAUCGCUUCCACAGAGGUUGCCCUGGACGAGGCUGGCACUACUGACGCUCCACCGGCUCUGGCACUCCACAUUCUUCAGUCAUUGGCACUCCACUCCCCUCUCGGCCCAUUCCUUCGGCCUCACCUCACUCCACUUACCAACUGCUGCCUUCACGCCUUCUCCAGUCCGUCUUGGGCCAUUCGGAACGCAGCGCUACAGCUCUUUGGGUCAUUAGUGUCGUGCCUGGUGGGGCAGAAGAAGGUGAGGGACGAUGCCUCCACUCUCAACAGCCUCACUGCCCCGGAAUUCCUCUCGCGGCACCCUUCCCUGGCACUCUACUUCCUUGAGGCGCUGGAGGGUGACUCUGGGUGCCGCGAGGAUGAGGAUGAUGAUUCAUUGACACGAGAGAAUAAAACGCACACAUCACAACAUACACACACAAAAACGCACACACAUAUACACUCUGAAUUGCAAGGAAAACGCACACACAAACAGGCAGAUACGCAUACAUGCACACACUCUGAAACACACAUACACACACAGGCAGCAGUUUCACACAUCACAAGGGCCUCCAUUCUAGUGCCAGUUCUGAGCCUUGUUGCCAGACUAUCACCCGGCACUGGGCUACAACAGAAUCCACAGCUUGCCAAGACGCUCCACAGACUCUGGUGCGCCACAGCCUGCUUCCUCGCCUCCCCCGUCCAUGGCGUACGCAGACUAGCGGCCUCGGCACUGGUCUCCCUCACCCCUAGCGACAUGGCACUCGACCAAUCCCUCGGCAUUCUCCUUAAAGUGUCUGAUCAUCACACACCAACGAACCUACUAAAUGGGCUUCUCAUGUUACUCUUUAGCUUCCUUCAGACAUACCCCAAGCUUGCCACAGAUGCCAGGCUUAGAGACCAUGGCACUGAGGCCCUCUCUUGGCUCCUGGGUCCAAAAAAUAAGUGCCAUGUCAACACAGCUCUGGCACUGAAGAUUAUGAUGGCACUGGGGAUUAAAGAAGUGGAUACCCUGCAUAUGGAAGCUCCAAUGCCAUCCCUCCCUGGUGCUGCAGAGUGCCACCUCACACACACACUCCUACAGCUGGCACUAAGGCCCGAAUGCACCAUUGAGAAUAUCUUUUUGGCAAACCCUCCAGCUGAUAGUGACAUUCUGGAUGGGUGUUCGAGUGCCAUUCUAGCCAAGAUCAAGGAGUGCCAGUGCUCCGUGAGGUUGUUGAAGUAUGAGUCGCUCCUCUGGUGCCGGCUUGAGGAUUACACACUGUCUCCUAAGGCUGUGGCGGCACUACUGAGCCUCCUGAGUGCCGUGAUGGAGAGAGAGGAAAGUACCAGUCUGAGUCUACCCAAUCAUAGGCUGAGACUGGUUCUGGCAUGCAUGGAGGGCAAGCAAGGGAGCCGAGCCUCAUGUGCGGCACUGGUCCUCACAGCACACUUGCUGAGGAAGCCACACGUCACACAUGGCACUCUCAAGGCAUUCACAGCAGCCAUCACACGGCACUCACAACCCACAACCUCAGAGGACCACAGACUGGCAGCAUCAGUGGCACUCAGCAUUGCCAUAAACCCACUUCUAUGCCAGUGCCAGUGUGUUGAUCUGGCACUCAAGGAACAGCUGAUCAUGGCUACUGUGGCUCUCCUUCAGGAUGAGGACUCUGGCAUCAGGGACUCUGCAGCUGAUAUUGUGGUGGCACUACUAAAACCCUCACAUAGUCCGUCGAAAGUGCCACAUGAGCUUCAGCCUUCACCAUCACACCCUAACCUAGCCUUGUACGAGCUCCUUCAAUGGCUGGCUGAAGAGUGUAUAUCAGCCGAGGAUUGGGGUCUUCUUAGGAUCCUCUGGUAUCUAGGUUCUGGCCAGAGUAUGUUAGCUUCCUCCUGUACAGCUGUCUCUCUCACAGGUAAUAAUACAAGGCUCUUCCAGUCCCACUCGGCUAACUUGUAUCACGAACCUAAGCAGCUGAGUGUGAUGGUGGGUGAGGCAGUGAUGGUAGCCGUGCGUAGGGUGACUGUACGACACAAAGAGUGUUACCAUCUACACAACACCACAGAAAAGAAAGAGGCAGAUGAGGUUUUGCUGGCCAAACAAUGCAAAGAAUGUAAUCAUCUACAUAAGACCUCAGAAAGUGAACGGGUGGGUGAGUCUUUGUUGGCAGGUGUUCAUGGGCUGACUGGGCAAUGCAGAGAGUAUGACCAUCCACCCAAGACCACAGAAAAUGAAGGGAGAGGUGAACUGAAACAUAUUCUGGAUGGUAGUAAAAAAAUACCCCAAAAUCUGAACCACUGCACAUUACACAAAAAGAACGGAGAGGAAAACGUUACGACACUCCGAGAAAAUUAUACGCAAAAACAAACCACAAGGAACUGUACCCAAAUGAAGAUCCCAGACUGGCUCGAGGAGGAAAGAUUAAAGUUAAACAUCCGUGGGGAGACGCUACACACACUAACCUCCGAACAUAGUCUCUGGCACAACAGACUACUGGCAACAGAGGCCGGGGUGUACGUGGUGGCCUGUAGGGUGUUCGAGUACCUCUGUGGUGUAUUUGGUGUGUCUUCCAAGCUGGCGUAUCCCUUGGCAUGGGGUGAGAAGGGCUACAGUGUGGUGAAUGGAGCGAGAUGAAAUUCCGAGUGAGCCCAUGAAUGAGGUUAGUUGGGUUCUCAUUGUAUUUAUGAAUGAACGUGUGUUGUAUGAAUCUGAUUUUUUAAUACAAUAACUUAUAAUAUAUACCUGAUCAUGUACAAUAAGAUACCCAUAUUUUUAGAGGAGACAGACUGAAUUUAUAUAUUUAUGAAUGUAUAUAUAUUGAAUGAAAAUUUAUUAUACUACUUUAUUAUAGAUCUGAUUUCCCAAGGAGAGUUCUAUACUAAUACUAAUAAUAAUAAUAGCAAUAAUGACAACCCACAUCACUUAACGACUAAGAGAAGACAUAUCAUCAGAAGGUAUUAAUUACGAAACAACUCAAAUAUACCAAACGUUUAUUACAGUUUAACUCAUAUAAAAAGAAUAUCAAUGGUAGUGUGCUGUGGGGGCUGAAAGGGAGGGAGAGGGAAAAAGUGGGGGGGUAACCCUGACUUGGGGGGGGUGAGGUUCCACUGUGACCUGCCUGAAAAAGAGGUUUGAGGUCAUGGCUUCAUUUGACCUGACCCCAUGCCAAGGUGACCCCGCCCAUCCCCCUUCCUCCCCUCCAGUCCCCAGGAAACAAGUACACAUGAAUGAUUCUUUGCCGCACACACACACAUACACACAAGUACACAUAUACAUCACAUACAUACAUAAUUACAUUUACUCUUAUUAUUUUAUUUACUUUUUUAUUAAUAUUCUCCUUGCUGCCUUUUAUUCAUUAUUUAUAAGUUUAGAUAUGUAAGUGAUUUCCACAUUUUAUGCCUUGUUGAAAAAGGAAAUAUGCUCAAAAAUGGAUAUCUAACAGCAAUUAUUAUUAGCACAACCAUUUUUUGAAGUUUGCAGUGAUUGGAAUCCUCUCACACACACACACACACACACACACACACACACACACACACACAC